AUGGUCCAGUCACGAUCCCCAGCACCUACCCAGCAAACGCAGCUGCAAAAGACAGAAAUUACGCUAGGGCAGAGAAUGAUCAGCGCGUGUCUCGGUUCGAUCAUCACCUCGGGUGUGGUUACUCCGUUUGACGUGAUCAGAAUCCGGAUUCAACAGCAGGAGGUGCUUCCCUCUGGCGUAUGUUGCGGCGCAGGAAGCCCAGUGGCACCAAUUACGGGCAGAAAUACACUUGUGAAGGCAGUGCCAGUGUCUGCCUCUCCGACAGACGUUUUCUGGAUGCUGAAGGACUACUGCCAGCCGGGAACUAACCAACACCAUCCCCAGUGCUUGCGUAUCGACUCCACUCUUCGCGGCUUCAUCAACAUUCCCAAGCAUGAAGGCUUAGCCACCUUAUGGAGAGGCCUUUCUUUGACUCUUAUCAUGGCGGUCCCCUCCAACGUCAUCUACUACAGUGGGUACGAAUACUGUCGAGACCACUCUCCUUUAUACGGCCACGCGUUGAACCCGUUGUUUUGUGGGUCAAUCUCGCGGACGCUUGCGGCCACGUGCAUUUCUCCCUUGGAGUUGUUGAAAACACGAUUCCAAUCAAUCCCUAAUGAGUCUAAGGCAUCCAAGAGCAGCGAUCUUUUGAAGAGCUUGUUGCGUGACAUGCGGACCGCGGUGCAGCAAAAGGGCUUGGGUACGCUUUUUACAGGCUUAGGGUUGACCCUCUGGAGAGACGUUCCGUUCAGUGGCAUCUACUGGUUCUCCUAUGAACAUCUAAAGUCGUCUAUUGGUGAUUCCUUGAGACGCCGCACCGCUGCCAGUUCUGGCGAAAGCACUGCCCUGUAUAACGAGAACAAGAACGUGCUCAUCUCCAGUUUUCUUUCCGGGUCGAUGGCAGGCGCGGUGGCCGCACUUUUCACCAACCCAUUCGAUGUGGGUAAGACCAGAUUACAGCUCAUGUCGCAGAAGCAGCUGGCAUCGCCGGGCACCAUAGCCAGGCCUCCAGCGUCGGUAAUGACGUACAUCUUGAAAAUAUACCACAAGGAGGGGAUGCGUGCGCUCUACUCGGGUUUCACCCCUCGGGUGAUUAAGAUCGCACCUGCAUGCGCCAUUAUGAUCUCCACCUACGAGAUCGGUAAGAAAGUUUUUGAGCGUGAUGUUGUGGCCGAUGGGGUCUUUUUGGAGGAUUAA
This is a messenger RNA of Babjeviella inositovora NRRL Y-12698, 1176 nucleotides long. RefSeq names its product Mtm1p (gene MTM1). Gene Ontology annotation, biological process: mitochondrial transmembrane transport. The record is from RefSeq and is a predicted model, not a curated record. The coding region runs from base 1 to 1176 and encodes 391 amino acids. The transcript has a single exon. NCBI's taxonomy places the organism in Eukaryota, Fungi, Ascomycota, Pichiomycetes, Serinales.